Messenger RNA from Dictyostelium purpureum, 1968 nucleotides. RefSeq lists its product as uncharacterized. Bases 1 to 1968 code for a protein of 655 amino acids. Lineage: Eukaryota; Evosea; Eumycetozoa; Dictyosteliales; Dictyosteliaceae. The transcript has 4 exons. The record is from RefSeq and is a predicted model, not a curated record.
AUGUGUAUGUAUAAUAAUUUUAAAAACUAUAAAAUUUUUAAAAAAAUUUCAAUCAAUGAAACCAAUAUUAACCAAAAAACAAUUUAUGUAAAUGAUGAAGAUUAUGACAUAUUUACAAACAAGUCCCUUGUCAUACAAGAUCCAGUAUUAAACGGCUCCACCUUAUUUCAUCCCAUAUUGGUCAAUUCUAUAAAUGAAUUACCAUAUUUUAAAAAUGAAAGACUCCAUAUACAAUUAAAAGAUGAAUCCAAAUUAAUUGGUAGAUUAAUUUCAAUUGAAUAUAAAAACACCACAGUAUUAGAAGACCCCAAUAGUAUCACCGUAGAAUUAGAAGAACUAUGUCAAUCUAAAAUACCAACUAUUUAUAAAAAUAAAUAUUUCAUUUCAAUUUUAACAGAAAAAAUCCAAUCAUUUAUUCUACUAGAUAAUAACACCCAUAUUUGUAAAAAUAGUAAUAUCAACAACGCAAUUAAAAUAAUUCUAAAUAAUGAUAAAGAUCAUAGAGAUAUUAUUAUUUCAUAUGAUAUUCCAUUCAUUUCACCAUCCUCCAUCUUCGCAUUACCAAAUAAGCCAUAUAAUAUUUUUAAUAAUAUUAUUGAAUGUGACAUUAAAACAAACAAUUGUUUUAAGACACCAAUCAGUUUUAAAACAGUUUAUACAUGGUUUUCAAAAUGGGACAUUACCAAAGAGGGUGUUGAAUUGAUAAUUGUAUCAAAUGUUGGUAAUGAAAGGUAUACAAUAAAGAAUUUCAAGUGUUUUAAAAACCAUCUCAUUCAAACUACCGUCAACGAGUUCAAAUCCAAAAUCACCAGUGCCGCAUUAGCAGAAGUACCUCAUAGAACCACCUUGCAACAUGCAAUUUACUUUAAUAACAACUCUGACUUUAGUAUUAAUAAGCUUCAUAAUAUUAAAAUAAUAAAUAAUAAUCAAACAUUACUCAAUAAUAAACAAGAGUAUUAUUUAUUUGACAGCAUCAAACCAAAUGAAAAAGGUGUUAUAGUACUCAACAAUUAUGAAAAUGUCUUUAACAGUACAACCUAUAUCAAUGAUAUACCUUUUAGAACUAAGGAUCCAAAACCCUCCCAGCCAAACCGAGCCGGUGUAUGCCACGGUCAAAUCAAAGCAUCAAAAGAUUAUAGCUUAUUCAUUGCAACCAACACCAUUAAGUCCUCAUAUAUAUUUAUCAACACAUCAAAUCACAAGACAAGGCUUAUUGUUUAUGCUAACUCCUUUUCAUCAUCCAGUAGACUCUCAUCAAAUGGUAAAGAAAUUUCAUCCAACUGUUUCCUCUAUAAUCUUGAACAAUGUUCAAUAAACACAAUCAAAAUUACAAAACUUAUUGAAAAAACUUUUGUUGCAAAAAAACUAUCAAAAGAACUUAUAAAACUUUUAAAGGAAAAUAACAUUGAUGUUAAUCUCGAAAAUAAGGAUGAAUCAUAUUGUAUCUCAUAUUUAAAUGAAGAUGUUAGAAAAAGAGUUAUUGCCUCUCUAAUAUUGAAUGAUAAAGAUCAAGAUUCAUUUAAAUUUUCAAAUACUUUAAACAAUGAUGUUUUAUUUUCAACAAAAUCCUAUCAAAAACAAUGCAAUAUAAACCCAUCUGCAAAGUAUUCUGCUGAUUUUAAAAUAGAAAAUAAAAAGAAAUCUGAAGAGGAUGAGGAUGGUUAUUUAGAUGAAGAUGAAGAAAAUAUAGAUGAGUAUGAAAUACAAGAUCAGGAAGAAUUACUAGAUGAUAAAUUACAAGAUGAGGAUGAAUCACAAGUUACUUUUGGUGAGAAAAACAAAGCCAAAAUAUCCAAUCCUUUCCCAGGAAGUAUAUUUGGUUCACAAAAUAAAUCAUUAUUUUCGCUUGGUGUUACAUUCGGCACUGCCACACCUUCAGAAGGAUCAUCAACUCCAGCUCAAAAUAAUACAUUUGGUACUGCUAAACCAGUUACAUUUGGAACAGCUACCAGUUCAUCAAAUACAUAA